Messenger RNA from Camellia sinensis, 3797 nucleotides. RefSeq names its product putative LRR receptor-like serine/threonine-protein kinase At1g74360. The record is from RefSeq and is a predicted model, not a curated record. NCBI's taxonomy places the organism in Eukaryota, Viridiplantae, Streptophyta, Magnoliopsida, Ericales, Theaceae. Gene Ontology annotation, biological process: protein phosphorylation. Gene Ontology annotation, molecular function: receptor serine/threonine kinase binding; protein kinase activity; ATP binding.
CAAAGCAAACAACAUUAGUCUUUAACACAUCAAAUAUUCAACUCUCUUAAAAAUAAAACGAUAAAAACUAACCCAUCAAAAUUAAAUUUAAACACUUUCAUUUCCUACAUUCUAUAUUAAUCUGUCUCUUUCUCUCUUAAUCUAACACCCAUCCAACAACUCUGAAUGAACUAGAAAAAACAGAGAAGAAGAAAAGGAAGAUUAGAUUAUACGCACAGAUCAUGUCAAAUGACAAAGUCGAUCAUCAUGCUUUUCGCGUCACGUUAAUCUUUUUAUUACUCUUAAUUACAGAUUUAGGUACAAUUGUUGUGGGAGAUUUAUUAGACUCUGACAAAGAAGUAUUGCUGAGCUUGAAAAUCUACCUCGAGUAUCAGAAUCACAUGCAUCGAGGAAGAUACUCUGACUGGAAUCAACCCAGCAUGCCCCCUUGCGCGUGGCCCGGAAUUUCAUGCUUCGGAGAUCGUGUCACCGGCAUUGAUCUCUCUGGCAGCGAAAUCUCCGGUGGCAUGUUCGGAAACUUCUCGGCUUUCACCGCCCUAACCCAUCUCAAUCUCUCCGGAAACACCAUUUCCGGUAAAAUUCCGGCAGACUUAGGGCGGUGCCGGAGCCUAAAAUUUUUGAAUUUGUCUCACAAUCUCAUUGCGGGCGAGCUCAACUUGACCGGACUCAAUAAAUUGGAGGUUCUCGACGUGUCCAUGAACAGACUUUCUGGUGGAAUUCAGUUAACUUUCCCUGGAAUUUGUGACAGUUUGGUUUUAGCCAAUUUAUCAACCAACAGUUUCACCGGUACUGUUCUCGACCACUUCGAUUCGUGCCGGAAUUUGCAGUUUCUUGACCUGAGCGCCAACAAUUUCUCCGGCAAAGUCUGGCCGGGUUUCGCGAGGCUUCAAGAAUUUUCUGUUUCCGAAAACGUGUUAAUUGGGGUGAUUUCCCCGGCAAAUUUUCCCGGAAAUUGUACUCUGAAAGUGUUGGACUUGUCGGGAAAUGCUUUUGCCGGGGAAUUUCCUAAGGAAAUUUCCAACUGUAGAGAAUUGGAGGUUUUGAAUCUAUCGGAAAACAAUUUCACGGGUCAAAUUCCAGCAGAGAUUGGUGAAAUUUCGAGCCUGAAAGGACUUUUCUUGGGAAACAACACUUUCUCGAGAAAAAUUCCAGAGUCUUUGCUUGGGUUGGGAAACUUGACCUUUUUGGAUUUGAGCACAAACAAUUUUGAAGGUAACAUUCAAGACAUUUUCGGGCGAUUCAAUCAGGUUAAGUUCCUUGUAUUGCAUUCGAAUUCAUACACCGGUGGGAUGAUUUCAUCAGGAAUUCUCAACUUGAAGAACAUUUUCAGAUUAGACUUGAGCUUCAACAACUUUUCAGGUCCAUUACCGGUCGAAAUCUCUCAUAUGACAAGCUUGAAGUUCUUGAUUCUUGCUUACAAUCAAUUUACUGGAAAAAUUCCUCUCGAGUAUGGAAAUUUGCAAGGCCUUCAAGCUCUUGAUCUAUCCUUCAAUAUGCUAAACGGAUCAAUUCCACGAAGUAUUGGAAAUCUGAGCUCACUCUUGUGGUUGAUGCUUGCCAACAAUGCACUAACCGGUGAAAUCCCACCCGAGUUGGGGAAUUGCAGGAGCUUGUUGUGGUUAAACCUUGCGAACAAUCAACUUUCCGGGCCAAUCCCAUCUGAGUUGACAAAAAUUGGGAUUAACGCAACGCCAACAUUCCAACAAAAUAGACAGAAUGAUCGGGCUAUUGCUGGUUCAGGCGAGUGUCUAGCGAUGAAGAGGUGGAUACCGGCAAACUACCCUCCAUUUAGUUUUGCGUAUACACUUCUUACAAGGAAGAAAUGUAGAAGCAUUUGGGAUAGUUUGCUUAAAGGGAAUGGCAUAUUCCCGGCGUGUGUUGGUGGUUUGCGGACAUUUCAGAUCUCGGGUUAUGUUCAACUCAGUGGUAAUCAAUUGUCCGGUGAAAUCCCAAUUGAGAUUGGUAAGAUGCAAAACUUUAGUAUGCUGCAUUUGGGGAUUAAUGGAUUUUUUGGUGAUCUUCCUCCAGAGAUUGGACUAAUGCCACUCGUAGUGCUCAACAUUUCACAAAACAAGUUUUCUGGCGAAAUUCCAGCGGAGAUUGGGAACAUCAAGUGCUUACAAACCCUUGAUUUAUCUUGCAACAAUUUCUCUGGAGCUUUCCCAGCAAACUUGAACAAUUUAAGCGAAUUGAACAAGUUCAACGUGUCAUACAAUCCAUCCAUCACUGGCGUAAUCCCAACAACCGGACAAUUGGCAACAUUUGAGAAAGAGUCUUUCCUCGGCGACCCAUUUUUACGCUUGCCUUCAUUCUUGAAGAACACCACAGAUAGUCCAACAACGAAAAAUGAAAAGAAAUCGAUGAAGCGUGUAAAAUUAGGUCCAUUUUUGGUGUUUACGGCUCUGAUAAUGGCUUUACUAGUGUGUGGGAUUCUGACACUCAUAAUCUUUCUUGUCGCGAAGAAUCCAGUAUACACGCCUGGAUAUGUCUUGAAGGAUACAAAGGUCCAACAUGAUUUUUUGUCAAGUUCAGGCACGUCUUCUCCAUGGUUGUCAGGUACUGUAAAGGUCAUUCGUCUAGACAAAGCAGUAUUUACACACGACGACAUUUUGAAGGCUACAAUGAACUUCUCGGAUGACAGAGUUAUCGGGAGGGGAGGAUUUGGAACCGUGUACAGAGGAUUGUUGCCCGAUGGGAGAAAAGUAGCGGUAAAGAAGCUACAAAGAGAGGGUAUCGAGGGUGAAAAAGCGUUCCGAGCAGAAAUGGAGGUUCUAAGUGGAAAUGGCUUCAGUUGGCCACACCAAAAUCUUGUGACACUCUAUGGGUGGUGCCUUGAUGGGUCGGAGAAAUUAUUAGUUUACGAGUACAUGGAAGGCGGGAGCUUAGAAGAUCUUGUUUCAGAUCGAACAAGGCUUACAUGGAGGCGUAGAAUUGAUAUUGCAAUAGACGUGGCACAUGCUUUAGUCUUCCUACACCACGAGUGUUUCCCUGCUAUUGUGCACAGAGAUGUCAAGGCGAGCAAUGUCCUGCUUGACAAGGAUGGGAAGGCUCGUGUCACAGAUUUCGGCCUUGCAAGAAUUUUUGAUGAUGGAAAUAGCCACGUGAGCACGACGGUGGCUGGAACGAUUGGCUAUGUUGCUCCUGAAUAUGGCCAGACGUGGAAAGCCACUACAAAAGGCGAUGUGUAUAGCUUUGGAGUACUAGCAAUGGAGCUAGCUACCGGGAGGCGCGCUUUGGAUGGAGGGGAAGAGUGUCUAGUUGAGUGGGCCAGAAGGGUCAUGGGAAAUGGAAACCGAGCCAUGAUACCAGUGGCGGUUUUGGGGUUUGGGCUUGCUGACGGCGCAGGGGAGAUGUGUGAGUUACUAAAGGUUGGGAUAAGGUGUAUAGCAGAAGUGCCACAGGCUAGGCCAAACAUGAAGGAGGUCCUAGCCAUGUUGGUUAAGAUUUUAAGCAGCCGACCUGGUUGUAUCGGUUAUGGCUCCUCUUCUCCUCCAUUUUUAUGAAGGUGUUUGUUUGUUUAAGGCUUGUAUACUUGCGCACAAAAAUCUAUUACAUAAAGGCAUUUCCUGAAUUCUUCUUGUAGAAAGACAUUAAUUCAUCGUUCAUUGUUGUAAAUGAAGAAGACAUUACUUCAAUUUUGAUCAGAAGAUUUUGAUGUGAAAUUUCACAAGAACACAUGUACAUAAGACUUUGUAUCACAUUUCUUAAUGUAACAAUUGAUAUCAAUUCCUGGCUUGGUGUGAUCCCCAAAACUGGCCAAUUUUGGAGGUUGAAGAUGUGCAUGGGAUUACAAAUAA